AUGGCGUCGGCUAGAAGCACAGGAGAGGCAGCUCCCUCCCUCCCAGCCCUGGAGGAGGUGCUGAGACUGCGAAAAAUCUUAUUGCGUGCGUUACCACCUGCUGCAGCAGCAGGAGCAGCAGCAGGAUCUGCAGCAGGUACAGCAGCAGCAGCAGGAGGAGGAGGAGGAAGUGGAGGAGAAGAAGUGGAUGUAGAGACUGUACUGCAUGCGUUAUCUGCUUUAAAUACUAUCAACGUAAACAGAAGUCUCUUAGCUAAAUCUCGAAUUGGUGUUGCAGUGGGCGCCCUACGCCGCCAUAAACAUGCAGAAAUUCAAAACAAAAGUGCAGCAUUAGUAAACAAGUGGAAGGCAUGCAUAGCUCAUCAGACACCCCGUGGUGUACAGAAGACCAGCAGCAGCAGCACUCCAGGAGAAAGCGCAGCAAAUGCCUCUCCUCCGCUUCCAUCAGGAAGCACCACAAGCAGCAACAACAGCAACAACAGCAGCAGCAGCAGCAGCAGCAGCAGCAGCAGCAGCAAGGAGGAAGGCCCUCGGCCUCUACCUCCUUUCCCUGGGCCUACUUGCGGCGAUCCUACUCGCGACAAAGCUCGUAGCUUUCUAUGGAGGGCUUUAGUAGAGGGUUUAGAUGCAGCAGCAGCAGCAACAGCAACCACAACAGCAGCAGCAGCAGCAGCAGCAGCAGGAAGUACAGCAACAUCAGAAGAAACGGGCCGUCUUGCUGCAUCAAUUGAAGAAGCUCUCUGGCAGCGGUUUGUAGUUGAAAAGCAAAGUAUGAGAGAUUAUAAUACGCAAUUAAAAACAUUAAAGUGGAACCUAGCAGAUCCUAAGAAUCCUGAUUUAAAUUUAAAGGUAUUAUGGUGUAUAUACACCCCAGAACAACUAGCAGAGAUGAGCAGUGCAGAGUUAGCAAGCGACGCAAAGAAACAAGAAAGAGAACAGCAAAAGCAGCAAAGUCUUGAGGCUUGUCAAAGCGACUGGGAAGUCAGAAGAAUUAUUAAUAGCGGUGAGGCUAAUAACGGUCAGUUCCCUUGCUUUAAAUGCAAAACAAACAAAACUGUUUACUUCCAGAUGCAAACGCGAAGCUCUGAUGAGCCUAUGACGACUUUCGUGACAUGUUUAGAGUGCGGCAACAGAUGGAAGUUCUAA
This is a messenger RNA of Eimeria acervulina, 1146 nucleotides long. Its product is annotated as transcription elongation factor TFIIS, putative. The record is from RefSeq and is a predicted model, not a curated record. Gene Ontology annotation, biological process: DNA-templated transcription. The coding region runs from base 1 to 1146 and encodes 381 amino acids. Gene Ontology annotation, cellular component: nucleus. The transcript has a single exon. Lineage: Eukaryota; Apicomplexa; Conoidasida; Eucoccidiorida; Eimeriidae. Gene Ontology annotation, molecular function: zinc ion binding; nucleic acid binding.